AUGCAUGGAUCAUUACGCGACGAUUGUGGAUGGUCGCGCGUAAAACUGCCCGAGUGGAACAGGUGGCCACCGUGCCGUCCGCUGCGUAACGAAGUGACUUUUACUCCGGAGAAUGUGCGUUCAUUGGAACACGUUCUAACCAAGAAAAGCAAGUGUUAUUUGUCCAGCACGGCGCGCAAUCGUGGGCAGAUGCUGGCGUCUUCAGGUAAGGGGGACUCCAAAGAAUGCCAUUUGUUCUGUGUUUGUGCUGAGGUGAAAGAGGAAAAGCUCACGUUGAUCAUGGAUAUUCUGAAGCCUAUGUCUUUAUCAAAGUUGUGCUGA
This is a messenger RNA of Knipowitschia caucasica, 321 nucleotides long. The record is from the annotation of a GenBank genome assembly. Lineage: Eukaryota; Metazoa; Chordata; Actinopteri; Gobiiformes; Gobiidae.